Messenger RNA from Rhinopithecus roxellana (golden snub-nosed monkey), 2075 nucleotides. RefSeq names its product DnaJ heat shock protein family (Hsp40) member C5 gamma (gene DNAJC5G). Bases 417 to 986 code for a protein of 189 amino acids. The transcript has 7 exons. The record is from RefSeq and is a predicted model, not a curated record. NCBI's taxonomy places the organism in Eukaryota, Metazoa, Chordata, Mammalia, Primates, Cercopithecidae.
AAAAAACGACCUGCCCUGACCCGCAGCGUCGGCGCUGAGCGCAAGCGCAGUCAGCUGCUGGACCUGGCCGGUGUGAAGUUUCACACCCAAGAGGAUGAAGGGCACCUACUUGGCUUAAGAGAACGACUCCCAGAAAAUUAGCCGGGCGUGGUGGCGGGUGCCUGUAAUCCCAGCUACUUGGGAGGCUGAGGCAGGAGAAUCGCUUGACUCCAGGAGGCAGAGGUUGCAGUGACCCCAGAUUACGCCAUUACACUCCAGCCUGGGCGACAAGAGCAGAAAACUGUCAAAAAAAAAAAAAAAAAAAAAAAGUUGUGGAUCUUUCUGAUUCCUGAUCCAAUCUAUUCAGGCUGGGGCCGCCCUGGUGUUUCAAACCCAGCAGUGAGCUUGGACAGACCCAGAGGUGUUUACUCCAGAUCAUGUCUACCGUGAACGAAGCAGCCCACCGGCUGUCCAAAAGUGGGACAAGCCUCUAUGCAGUGCUGGAGCUUAAGAAGGGUGCCUCACCUGAAGACGUCAAAAAAUCCUACAGCCAUUCCCCAUUGCUUCCCCACCCUCCUUUUGGGUAUCGCCUGGGUAGGAAACUGGCCUUGCAGUAUCAUCCCGACAAGAAUCCAGGGAAUGCUCAAGCAGCAGAAAUAUUCAAAGAGAUCAACGCAGCUCAUGCCAUACUGAGCGACUCUAAGAAGCGGAAAAUUUACGACCAGCAUGGCUCAUUGGGAAUAUAUCUGUAUGAUCACUUUGGUGAAGAAGGCGUCAGAUACUAUUUUAUUCUGAAUAGUUGUUGGUUCAAGACACUUGUCAUCCUGUGUACACUGCUCACUUGUUGCUGUUUCUGUUGUUGCUGCUGUUUUUGCUGUGGAACACUUAAACCACCACCUGAGCAGGAUAGUGGGAGAAAAUAUCAGCAGAACGUCCAGAGUCAGCCUCCAAGGUCAGGAGCCAAAGGUGAUUUUAGAAGAGAGGAAAAUAGCGAAGAUGAUUUUUAAGAGAUGAAGAAGGAUGAGGUGCUGACCCAGUGAGAGUGCCUUCUGCUGCCCAGUCCCCUGGACACAUUGAAGAGAGGAGCAAGUAGCCCUGUCCUGACAUUGACCCUGAUUUGACCCCUCUUCUUUUAAGAAUCUCAAGAAUCUCUUCAGAAGCAUUGAUGACAUUGGUCCCAGUAAGGACAUCACCUCUGCCCUUGGUACCACAACUGUGUAUAGGCUUGCCCAGCUACUCUUCUUUUUAGUUGCAGUACCAAUUUUACUCCAUCAGAAAGCCGCCCUCCCCUGCCUUCCCUUAUGAGGUCUCAGGCAGUGGUGGCAGAUUUUUCCUGAAGAGACUUUUUCCUGUGCCUGCCUUGUUAUCGGAACCAGUGCCAGCUGGUAGGGUCCCUGAGCCUCUUGCGAUAUCACCACCAAGAGCCUGAUAACUGAGCAGGGCGGAUCCUGUCCCUGGAGCUGCUGCACCAGUUAACUCUCCCUUGUUGCAACUCUGUGUACCAAGUACCCCUAGCAUCAGCCUCAUUCCUAAGCUAAUAAUGCCUUUAUGGAGCUGGUCUCACCUUCUGGUGCCCACGGCCGUUGGCAUUGCCAGCCUCAUUCCAUGCCACUAUGAGUCAGCUCAGGAAAAUUGUGAGUGCAUUUGAGGCUUAGGGGUAGUCAUUCCAUCUUUAGAUUCUCCUUGGACUUCAGCUACCAGAACAGCAUGCAUUAGCCUUGGUCCUGUGGGUUAACUGAAGUUCAAACAUCAGUGCCAGCUUGCCUCCAUCCUUUUCACAUCUUAUGCAGGCCAAUUGACAUGUAAUUUAUUCUCAAAAAUAGGGGCAUGAAAUAUGUGAUCCAGAGAAGAUUGCACUUUCUGGACUCUUUUCCCUCUCUUGCCUCUUUGUGCUGCUGUUUUGUAUCCUCCUCACACCGUGUAUUUCCUACCCACUCAGGGUCACUACCUACUAACUCCUCAGACUUCUCUUCCUGGACUGGGAGAAGGGCUAAAGAAUGGCAGUAAAUAAAAGAGCUUUUGUCCAAUUCCAAGGCAUAUUUUGGACCCAGAAAAGACAAAUUGUGUCUGGGGUGGAGAAAAAAGGCCUAAAGAAA